GGGCUAGUGACCAGGAUCGCCCUGACCCAUGCCGUACACAGGGAUUUCCGCCAGGAGUGGGAGGGUAGGGCGUCCCGGGGCACAGAGGACGUCCUCAGCCCAGCAGGCAGCCCUUGAUUACACGCGCCUUUCAUCCUUGGGGAUAUCGUUAAGCUGCAGACCACUGGCAGGCGUGGGGUGGGGCCCAGGCCAGCGUGCGCGAGCCCUUUAAGGCCGGCGAGGCCGAGGCAGGCGGAAGCGGCGAGUGGAUGGCAGCGCGCGCCGGCGCCUCCGCGAGCCGCCAUGGACGUGGGCGCCGACGAGUUUGAGCAGAGCCUCCCGCUGCUGCAGAAGCUGCUCCGGGAGGCCGACUUCGUGGGUCGCUUUGAGUCGGGGAAGAGCCAGACGUCUCCCAGGUGCCAUGUCGAGAGAGUAGGGUGGACGUGGGCACACUCGCGCUGAGCCAACCUCUAUAGGGGAUGGCAUCUGGCAGCAGCGUUCGCAGUAUGUCUGGACAUAGAGUUCACUGGACUUCGUUCUAACCUGUCCACGCUCCAGCAGAUCAGGAUUGUCUGUAUUCUCCAGUAUUGAAGAAGAGUCAAACAUGUUUAUAGCCCAUUCGUACAACUUCUUUCUCUUUCCUACAACAUUUGGGAUUUUGGACACAGAAUUCUCUUUCCAGGCAUCUAGUGUUCAGUUUUUGAAUCAAUAUGGCUUCAACUAUAACAAGUUUCUCAAAAAGGGAAUCCCCUAUAUGAAUGAAGAACAGGAGAAGAAAAUUAAGCGUAGUAUCCUGACAGGGAACUGGAAAGUUCGCAGCUCUCUGGAUAAAGACCAAGUCAAGGUGGUGAUUGAUGAGGUGACGAGGUGGCUGGACCUGGCCGAGGAAGGUGACCAGAUGACUCUGCCUGGUAUCACUGGGUUCCAGGCCUUUGAGGUGCAACUGGUGCUGAGGCAGGCCCUGCCCAACAUCUGGACAGUGCUGAGAGAUCAGGGGGUGAUAGUGAAGAAGGUGAGCCAGCAGCAUCGCUGGUACCUUGAGCACGCCUCUGGUGAUCGAGACAGCUGUUGGAAGGAGCAGAUUCUUCUCUCUGCAAGGGGUUUUUCUGUCUUUUUCCAGAUGCUGGUGCAAGCCCAGAAGCCCUUGGUGGGGCAUAACAUGAUGAUGGAUCUGCUGCAUCUCCAUGAGAAGUUCUUCAGACCCCUCCCAGAAAGCUAUGAUCAGUUUAAACAGAAUAUCCACAACCUAUUUCCUGUUCUUAUUGACACCAAGAAUGUUACAAAGGAUAUCUGGAAGGAACUGCAUUUCCCACGGGUUUCCAACCUCUUGGAAGUAUAUGAGGUGCUGAGCAGUAACUUGAAUCCCACCAAGGAUUCUGCACCAGUGAUUGUUCAUGGAAACAAAUGUGAGAAGUAUGCCAAGACCAAGUAUCCCCAUGAAGCAGGCUAUGAUGCCUUCCUGUGUGGGUCAGUUCUUUUGAAAGUGGCGCACCUGCUCCUACAAAGAAUACAUGGCGAUGUUUCCACGUCUGAGCCCUCCUUCCCGCAGUACCUCGAGGUGCUGGCUCCUUAUGUGAAUCAAGUGAAUCUUAUCCGAGCGGGGGUCCCUAAAAUUAACUUCACAGGCCCGGAUUACCCCAGUGUCCGGCCGCCCAUCCUCAUCCUCACCGUCAGGAGGUGGCCUGGGCUCAGUGAGCAACAAGUCUACAGCGAGUUCCAGAACCUCUGCAAGUUCGAUGUCAGACGGCUCACUCGAAGCCAGUUCUUGCUCCUGACCAAUAAGUUUAAGGAUGUCCGCAGUGUCCUGAAGGAGUACAGGUGCCACCCAACCCUGCAGAUAUCCCUGUACCGAUACUGGAGACACUCCCCUGAUGUCAACUGCGUGCUACGAGUCUGUAGCAUCGUUGCUGCCUGGGCCCUGCUCGGAUUUCUUCUGGGAAGAUCCAGCCGCUGAGUGCAGCCAGCCUCUGGAAGCCUCUGUCCCUUUUUAUCCCCAGUCCUUCCUGGGAUGGCCCCUCUGGAUUUUCUGUAAAUCCUAUUUUGUUUGCAUGUGGAUCUGCAUGGUCUUUACUGUCACUUUUGUUGUUUUGAGAGUGAAAUUCUGUGUAUACCAUAAAUGAUGAAGAGAUUCUUGUAUAGAAUACCUUUGUGUGUGGCCACCACUUUCUGUGUGUAACUGGGAGAAGUCAUGGCCUCUGGUGAUUUAAGCCAGUGCUCUGGCAUCUCUAGAACAGACGGUUCAUCAGGAGCCACCCACCAAAUGAGUGAAAGGCCAUGUCAUUUAUGGGAGAGAAAUUAAUGACCAACAGCUGUUGGGGAUUUAGGUCUGAGAAAGAGCUUUUUUCAUGAAGGGAAAAAGUAAAGCUUGGAAGAAUUUAAUGACAUGCACUGGUAACAUUUUUGAUAAAUAAAGUAUCUCAAACCAUUAAAA
This is a messenger RNA of Chinchilla lanigera (long-tailed chinchilla), 2410 nucleotides long. It is a transcript of the gene Pnldc1, whose product is annotated as poly(A)-specific ribonuclease (PARN)-like domain containing 1. Gene Ontology annotation, cellular component: endoplasmic reticulum; cytoplasm. NCBI's taxonomy places the organism in Eukaryota, Metazoa, Chordata, Mammalia, Rodentia, Chinchillidae. Gene Ontology annotation, molecular function: RNA binding; poly(A)-specific ribonuclease activity. The coding region runs from base 584 to 1933 and encodes 449 amino acids. Gene Ontology annotation, biological process: nuclear-transcribed mRNA poly(A) tail shortening. The transcript is spliced from 19 exons. The record is from RefSeq and is a predicted model, not a curated record.